AUGGGGCAGCCAGCUGAUGGGAAGACGCUGCAGCUGUCAGAGGCGGUGGAGCUUGUUACCGGCCUGCCCCUGAAAGAGGUGUAUGACUGGCUGUCUGAUCACCAGCUCAACCAGGCCGCACCUGUGGAUCUGCGCCGAGUGAAGCCCGACUCGGCGCUGCUGGAAGAGGUGUUCCUCGGCACGCGUCCUGUGCAAGGGCUUGCUGAUGCUGAGGUGCGGGCUCUACACUAUGCAGUUCCAGCCCUCGACGUUGCUGGGCAGCCCGGUGCUGGUGUGUCAACGGCAACGGCUGAUGAUGUUGGCACCAUCCGGAGCGGCCUGCAGAAGAAAGCGGCGGGCAAGUGGACGCUCAAGUAUGUCUGCUCCCAUGCAUCCAAGUGCAGCUGCCCGUACACGCUGGAGUUGCGGCAUCCGGCUGGCAGCGAGGUGGUGAGCGUGUGGCAAACAGCGCCCCACCAGUUCCAUGACCCCACCAGCGCCGACAGCCAGGCCCAGCUCCGCAUGCACCCCCGCCUGGAGGCGAUGGCCACCGUGAUGAUCGAGAGUGGCGCCACGCCCACGUCCAUCUGCACACGGCUGAACAACAUGGUGCAUGAUCCGGCCGACCCGCUGGGCCUCGGGGGCGGGACUACUGGGCUGCAGCACUUCAGCAGCGCCCGUGUUAGCAUCAUCCCGCGGCAGAUCUAUGUGCUGAUAAAGAAGCUGCGGCGUGCUGAAGGCUUGGGCCUCACCAGCGACGUGCAGGCGAUGGCGGUUCUGAUUGAUGAGCUGAGAAGGGAGGGCUCUGUGUUGUUCUACCAGCCCUACAAACAGGCUGGCAGGCGCAGCGGGGAGCAGCCGCUGGUGAUUGUGAUGCAAGUGUCCUUCCAGGCGCGCAUGCUGGACCAGUUUGGGCGGCGGCUGGUGUUCAUGGACGCCACGUUUGGCGUCAACAAAUACGGCUACCCACUCUACGCGUUGGUGGUGCAAGAUGAGAGCGGGCGCGGGGUGCCGGUCAGCUUCAUGGUGUGCAGCUCGGAUACGGCGGAGGUGGUGGAGCACUUCCUGCGCACAUCGAUGGAAGGGGCACAGGCGGCAGGGGAUGGCACCUUCAAGUACAAGUCUAUCAUGAUCGACAAGUCGAAGACGGAGAUUGCAGCGGUGGACCAGCUGGUGUCCACCGGGCAUGCCGAAGGAUACCUGCUCUGCUACUUCCACUUCCUGCAAGAUUGGGAACGCUUCCUCAGCAGCGGCGACGCGGGUGUGCCUAAGGCUGAGCGGCACCGCAUCAUGCUGGCGCUGGCUCGCCUAGCCCACAUGCAAGACCAAGCGCCGUUCAAACAAGAGCUGGCCUUCUUCAUCUUGAGCAACAGCCAGCAGCACCUCCCGGUGGCGCAGCGCAUGCACAGCAGCUGGGUUCCGUGCGCCGAGAAGUGGGCGUGGUGGGGGCGGCUGGACGUGCUGGACCUGCAGUGCAACACAAACAACCUCGGGGAGCGCAAUUUUGGCCUCAUCAAGUACACCGACCUGGAGCGCAGGGCGCAGCUGACGCUGCACGAGCUGCUGCUGGCGCUGCUGACAAAGACAGUGCCCCGCAACAUCCAUAACCGCGCCCACAUGCUGGCGGGGCGGGUGACCAGCGACCAGCAGCAGCGCGAGCAAAGGGCAGCACUGUGGGUGCAAAAGCUGGUGGAACGCGGUGCGGUGGUGCCAGCAGCGGAUAGCAGCACCCCAGGGCUCACGCUGGUGCAGCAAGGAGAAGAUGCGCCGCCCGUGCACUCGUGUGUGGGCGAUCUCAGCUGCUCCUGCGGCUACAGUGCGGAGCAUGUGUGCGUCCACGUGCGGGCAGCCGCUGAGGUCGUCGGCUACACACACAAGCUGCGGCUGGAGACGGCAGCGCACCUGGUGGAGGCUGGGCUGAUCCAGGUGGACGAGGGGACAGGCAUCUGCACCACCUCCACGCUGGCCGACAUCACCAAGGCGGUGCACUGCCGGCCGCACGAGGGUGCCUGCACCUGCCACGGACAGGCCCAGCACGGCAUCUGCUGCCACCUGCUGGCUGCCGCGAAGCUGCCAUUCUUUGUGGGAGCAGAGCUGCCGAUGGUGGUGCAGCUGGCAACGCCAGAAGAAGCAUCCGAGAAGAAGCGCCGCACAGAGGCGGCAGUGGGGGCGGCGGUGUAG
Molecule: messenger RNA, 2160 nt
Organism: Chlorella variabilis
Lineage: Eukaryota; Viridiplantae; Chlorophyta; Trebouxiophyceae; Chlorellales; Chlorellaceae
Exons: 7
Coding region: 1-2160 (719 amino acids)
Source: RefSeq, a predicted model, not a curated record